Messenger RNA from Hevea brasiliensis (rubber tree), 1387 nucleotides. Its product is annotated as SPX domain-containing protein 4. Bases 176 to 1153 code for a protein of 325 amino acids. NCBI's taxonomy places the organism in Eukaryota, Viridiplantae, Streptophyta, Magnoliopsida, Malpighiales, Euphorbiaceae. The record is from RefSeq and is a predicted model, not a curated record. Gene Ontology annotation, biological process: cellular response to phosphate starvation. The transcript is spliced from 3 exons.
UCUUAGAUUCCAAAAUACCAUCUUAACUUUUUGGACUUUUUCUUUAAAGAAAUUGUGUAUAUAUGGAAAUGGAACUAUGGAAAUGGAUCUAUGGAAGUAGAAUAUGCAGACAAAAAACACCAAACCACUUGCAGCGCAUGGACAUAAUCAACAAAGAAAAAGCCAAGCAUAAGCCAUGAAGUUUGGGAAGGAUUUCAAGACCCACCUGGAGGAAACCCUGCCGGAGUGGAGGGACAAGUUUCUCUGCUACAAGCCCCUCAAGAAACUCCUCAAGCAGUUCCCUGCAACUUCUGAUGUCUCUCUCACCCUUCGCCCCACUUUUCUACUCCAACAGUUUUCGCCUCUCCCCAAUGUUGUUGCCUCUUCAGCAUCUCCACCUGUUGAUGCCCCUGCUUCUGUUCAUCAUCAUCAUCCUGAGAGUGCUACAGACAGUUCCUUGGUGCUCCUCCAAGAAUGGUUCAUUAGAAUUUUGAAUGAAGAGCUUGACAAGUUCAAUGAUUUUUUUGUUGAUAAAGAGGAAGAGUUCAUUAUCCGUUUUCAGGAACUAAAGGAAAGAAUUGAGUGUCUUAAGGAACAGAGCAGCAAGAAUGGAGUUUUUACAUCAGAGAGUGAAUUCAGUGAAGAAAUGAUGGACAUUCGUAAAGAUUUGGUCACUAUUCAUGGGGAGAUGGUGCUUCUUAAAAAUUAUAGCUCCCUAAAUUUUGCAGGGCUAGUUAAGAUUUUGAAGAAGUAUGAUAAACGAACUGGAGGAUUGUUGCGUCUGCCUUUUACCCAACUUGCCCUUCAUCAGCCUUUUUUUACAACAGAAUCUCUAACAAGGCUAGUCCAUGAAUGUGAGGCGAAUCUUGAGCUCCUAUUUCCAUUGCAUGCAGAAGUCAUUGAAUCUACCAACGUUGCAGAAAGACAGCCAAAUCCACCUCUGAAUAACCCAGCAAAUAUCUCAUUUGAGUCAUCACGAGCUCUUGGGGAUGACAACAUGGAUAUAUACCGCAGUACCCUUGCUGCAAUGAAAGCCGUAAGAGGCCUUCAAAAAGCAAGCUCCACCUACAAUCCACUGUCUUUUUCAUUUCUCUUCGAGAACCAGGAUGAUGAAAGUAAUGGUGCUGUAACAGCUGAUAACUCAGCUUCAAACUCUUCAGCCACACUUACAUAAUGGAGAUGAGUUUGAUCAAGAAGAUGUGCAUUCUGUCUAACAGCUUUCAUAUUUUUGGUGCAGUAUUCUAUAUCCUGCCUCAUAUACAUCUUCUCUUUUUGUGAAACAAAGAGUUAUCAAACAGUAAGUAAGAGACUGAAUAAUGCCUCCUGCAGCAGUUUGUGUUACUAGUUGGUAAAUGUUGUAAUCUGUAAUAAGCUAUAAAAUUGCAGGUGCUUUUCUUGGCUUGGAUAA